GCCUCCGUCCGCGUCCAGGCAGCGGUGGGGAUGGCGAGCUGCGGAGCCGGGGUGGUGACGAGCACAGUGGCUCCGUCAUUGGGCGAGGAGGCCUGAGGGACGGGCUGGCUGGGUGCAUAAGGACACCACAACCCGCGGCCCCGGCAGAGCGAGGCGAUGGAGUCCAACGUGCAGAAGCGGAAGGAGCCCGCCAAGUCCCUCCGCAUCAAAGUCAUCUCCAUGGGCAACGCCGAAGUGGGGAAAAGCUGUAUUAUAAAGCGCUACUGUGAGAAGAGAUUUGUGUCUAAAUACCUGGCAACCAUUGGGAUUGACUAUGGAGUCACAAAGGUCCAAGUCAGAGACAGAGAGAUCAAAGUUAACAUCUUUGACAUGGCUGGACAUCCUUUCUUCUUUGAGGUCCGAAAUGAGUUUUAUAAGGACACACAAGGUGUGAUACUGGUCUAUGACGUUGGACAGAAAGACUCAUUUGAUGCCCUUGAUUCAUGGCUGGCAGAGAUGAAGCAGGAGCUUGGGCCUCACGGGAACAUGGACAACAUUGUCUUCGUUGUUUGUGCCAACAAGAUCGACUGCUCCAAACACCGCUGCAUCGAUGAAAGUGAGGGGCGUCUCUGGGCUGAAAGCAGAGGGUUCCUGUACUUUGAAACAUCAGCACAAACUGGCGAGGGAAUCAACGAGAUGUUCCAGGUAACCAGGGAGGAAGUUAAUAAGGCCUACCGGAAGCUGGCUGUGCUGCUUCACCCUGACAAGUGUGUAGCACCGGGCAGUGAAGAUGCCUUCAAAGCUGUUGUGAAUGCCCGGACAGCCCUCCUGAAAAACAUCAAGUAGAGGCAGAGGCUACUACAAGCGAGCUCAAGUGAAAACAGACUCCCCUUGAGGUGAAAUAACCAACGUGGAGUUUUCCUUCAUGAAUGCUCACGGUUGUGUUCCCUCGUGUGUAAGUUAAUAGUAUGGGUGCCUGUUACCAUGUUGUGGUCAUUUCUCAGUGAGAUGACCGCUUUUGUGUGAGAGAUAACCCGCAUCUCUUAUGCACUUCAUUUCUUAUUGCCAGAUAACUAGGUGUUUGUUGUUGUGUCAUCGCUUAUGCAUUCACCUGUGAAAGUCCAUGACUGUGACUCACCUGAGCUUCCUCCCCGCAACCCUCCAUCCAUCCAUCUGCCCACCAUCAGAGAAGGGAAUAACAACAGGAGAGAGAAUGAGCCCAGCCCUGGGAGCCUGCCUGCACCCCACUGAGCGGCUUCCUGGUUAGUAUUUUAACCAUCAGCCUGUAUAGUUAGUAGCCAGACAUGGUGGAGGAUGAGGCAGGAGGAUUGCGAGAUAGAGGCCAGUCUGGCUUAGAUUACUUGGCAAGACUUUCAAAGAAAAACAGGCAACCUUGUAGAAGAAUGAUGUGAGCUGACACUGUUCAGUUUACCUGCCCUUUUAGGACACUGACUCUGUUCUUUCUCCAGCCACCAGGGGGAGACAAGCCAGUGCUAAGAGAGAGGCAGUGCCAGCCACAGGAGCUGGAGAACCUGAAGCUCAUCCUGGAUCCCAGGUCUUUGCUGCCCUA
Molecule: messenger RNA, 1549 nt
Organism: Mus pahari (shrew mouse)
Lineage: Eukaryota; Metazoa; Chordata; Mammalia; Rodentia; Muridae
Product: dnaJ homolog subfamily C member 27
Exons: 6
Coding region: 157-825 (222 amino acids)
Molecular function (GO): GTPase activity; GTP binding
Source: RefSeq, a predicted model, not a curated record